CUUUCUGUCACCGUAUGAUGUCAGCCAGCUCUCCCUCCUGCAUCUGGAAAAGGCUCCGUUUGACAGAAAAAACGCAGGCCAUAAUACAUGAAUCACUUAACAAACAUAAAUACAUGCACAUGAAAGAAUCACCUGGGGUACUGGAUUAUAUCAGUCAAUAACACAUCUGGAUUUACUUUUUAUGUUGCCUAUAAUACAGAAUUGCUUUUUUGAAGCCUCAUCUGCUGGACUAUUUCAUAGUGGGCUUAUGAAGCCACAAGCACUAAAAUAUACAAUUUUUGAGUAGUUGGGGACCCCACCGACUGUGACACAUCUACUAAUCAGUGAGAUCCUUCAUAGCACGAGGAGCACGCAAAAUUGUAACACGCAUCACUGGGUAUUCCUGCAUUUACUGUAACAGCAGGGACUACAGGGCAUGGUGGGCUGCAAGACCCAGGAUUAGCAGGACUUCUCAGGGACGGUUGUAUCCGGGGAGCAGCAGGUGCUCAUCAUAGGGACCGACGUGGUGAGGUGUGGAACGGUCUACCAGAUACCCCCUUAUGGCGCGGGGGCAGGAAGAAACCUCUUUGCUGUCCCUGGUUGCUCUAGGAAUCCUACUGUGGAUGUGUGUUCUGCCUCCUGGAAGAGGGUUAUCUCCCAAACAUGCUCCUGAAGUUUAUGAUGACAGCAGGGACAAUAUCACCUUAUUCACUAGAAUCCUGGACCGACUUUUGGAUGGAUAUGAUAACAGACUCAGACCUGGCUUGGGGGAUUCUGUGACAGAAGUUAAAACAGAAAUUUAUGUCACUAGUUUUGGACCUGUUUCGGACACAGAUAUGGAAUACACUAUAGAUGUGUUCUUUAGACAGAGUUGGCUGGAUGAGAGAUUGAAAUUUGAUGGACCAAUAAAAACUCUGCCACUGAAUAACCUAUUGGCUAGCAAGAUAUGGACCCCAGACACAUUCUUCCAUAAUGGAAAGAAAUCAGUUGCACACAACAUGACCACACCCAACAAGCUGCUGAGACUCACCUAUAAUGGAACCCUACUGUACACUAUGAGGCUUACAAUUCAUGCUGAAUGCACAAUGCACCUUGAGGAUUUCCCCAUGGAUGUUCAUGCCUGUCCACUGAAAUUUGGAAGCUAUGCUUAUCCCAGUACAGAAGUAGUUUAUGCAUGGACCAAUGACUCUGGUAAAUCUGUUGAUGUUGCCCCAGGUGGCUCUAGACUAAAUCAAUAUGACCUUCUAGGUUUGGUGAUAGGAACUGAAACAAUCAGAUCAAGCACAGGUGAAUAUAUUGUUAUGACAACUCACUUCCACCUGAAGCGCAAGAUUGGAUACUUUGUUAUACAAACCUAUCUCCCAUGCAUAAUGACGGUCAUCCUAUCACAGGUGUCCUUCUGGCUUAAUAGGGAGUCUGUACCAGCUAGGACAGUGUUUGGAGUCACCACUGUUUUGACAAUGACAACACUGAGUAUCAGUGCUCGGAAUUCUCUGCCCAAGGUUGCCUAUGCCACAGCAAUGGACUGGUUUAUGGCAGUGUGCUAUGCAUUUGUCUUCUCUGCACUCAUCGAAUUUGCAACAGUCAAUUACUUCACGAAAAGAGGCUGGGCCUGGGAUGGGAAGAGAGCCCAGGAAGGACAGACCUUCAAGAUAAAAGAACCCAUAAUCCUGGCCAAGAAAUCCAACACAAAAUACAACAUUGUGGGGACUACAUACACACUGAACAUCAAGGAACCGGCCUUGGCAACAAUUGCAAAGAACGCAUCUCUUUCCCCACCUCCUCUGUCACCACCACACCAUGAGCUAAAAGCACUAGAUGAGAAAAAAUCCUACAACAGUGUUAGUCGCAUUGACAAGAUUUCACGCAUUGUCUUCCCUGUCAUGUUUGCUAUCUUUAAUCUAGUGUACUGGGCAACCUAUGUCAACCGAGAAUCAGCAAUCAAGGGAAUGAUACCUAAAUAACUGAUGAUUAACCCUUUCUUUGCUUUUACUUGUGUCGGACAUCUUACAGUACCUGUUUCCUCACCAAGUAUCACCUGCUGUUGGCUGGCUGAUGUAUUGGUUUGAAACUUCUUAUAUCUAUGUUUUUGCUCACUGUGAUACCUAUCCCUGUUAUGGUAAUUUGCUUAUUUAUGUUUGGCGACAUUUUUUGGUAACCUACAAUGUCUGCCAAUGUAUUUGAUAUUCUUCUAUUUGGUCCAUGGUUUAAUUACAAACAAACUUUGGCGAUACAGCUACAUAAAGUAGUCCCUUUCUAGAAUUUCACUUUCUAUAGUAUGUGCCACAGUAUGUGUAAUUUUGUAGACUUAAGAGCCACCCUACCUAAUUGAUAAGAAUAUGCUCUACUGCUGCAAGAGUCCUCUUGAAAUAAAUACACCAGCGCAUCCCUGUUACAUACACUGUUUAAAAUGCAAAGUUUUAUUUGUUAGAAAUACAAAACGCUUUCCGAUAACACUGAUUUGUUUUUAUUGUUUCCUUUUAACACCGUGGGGUCUAUUCAUGUAGUAGUGAAGAGUGGAGAAGUGAGCCAGUGGAGUAGUUGCUCAUGACAACCAAACACUUUUGAAGUAACAUAUUUCAAGUACAUGCAAAAAAAUUAUACAGCUGAUUUGGUUGUCAUGUGCAACUUCUUCCUUGGCUCACUUCUCUACUCUUGUCACUGCUUCAUGAAUAGACCUGCUUGACCACUAUCUAUAAAUAUUUGCAUUAAAUUCUGACCGUCCUCUACUUCUUUUAAUUAUUAUAAUACACUCAAUAUUCUUUUACUUUGCGCUUUAAAAUAAAACCAGUCUUGGUGCCUUGUGAAA
Molecule: messenger RNA, 2788 nt
Organism: Pseudophryne corroboree (corroboree frog)
Lineage: Eukaryota; Metazoa; Chordata; Amphibia; Anura; Myobatrachidae
Product: gamma-aminobutyric acid receptor subunit alpha-3-like
Exons: 10
Coding region: 540-1943 (467 amino acids)
Biological process (GO): regulation of postsynaptic membrane potential; chloride transmembrane transport; nervous system process
Cellular component (GO): dendrite membrane; GABA-A receptor complex; postsynapse
Molecular function (GO): inhibitory extracellular ligand-gated monoatomic ion channel activity; benzodiazepine receptor activity; GABA-A receptor activity
Source: RefSeq, a predicted model, not a curated record